CGGUAAAAAUAGGGCAGUGCAAAAGUGCGAUUGUGCGAGUACGGAACGGAACCGUUUUUCAAACCAGUCAGCCAGACAACGCUCACAAUCGAAGAGAUAAACGAGAGACAGCCGACGGUGGGCCGGAUCAAUUUCGCAGUGUUGAACGUAAACCGUCGCGUGGAACCAUGGAGGACCGUACGCAGCGGUGUUUAGUUGCGGGCCUCGCGCUGCUGCUGCUGCUGCUGCUGACAUUCCUGGACGGCGCAUCGGCGAUCCGUGUCAGCGGGAAGAAAAAAGGCGUUAGUUUUGUCUCCGACCAACAAACGUCGGCGUCAUGGUGGCAACAGGACUCCCUCAACCCGGGUCUGGACACCUCCGACUUCUUCUCCUCCCAACACGGUGUGCUGCAGACACACCCCUCCUUGAGCGGCGGCGGCCCGUCGAAGUUGAGGGGAGGCAACCGGGGAAGCGGCCUCAGCGACUACCAUUUCAAGCAUCUGGACUACAGGACGUCGGCCACCGCCGAACUGAGGAGGAACCCCAACCUGUCCACGCCCGAGGAGUGCGCCAGGGCCUGCAAGGAGGGCGAACCGCCGAGGAUCUGCUACUACCACUUCACCCUCGAAUACUACACCGUGCUGGGAGCAGCUUGUCAAGUGUGCACACCAAACGCCACAAACACCGUGUGGUCCAACUGUCAAUGCGUCUUGGCCGAUGGUGUCGAAAGAGGAAUCCUGACAGCCAAUCGUAUGUUGCCCGGCCCAAGCAUCCAAGUCUGCGAAGGUGACAAGGUCGUGGUGGACGUCGAAAAUCACAUGGAAGGCAUGGAGGUGACCAUCCAUUGGCACGGAAUCUGGCAACGUGGAACCCAAUAUUACGAUGGUGUGCCAUUCGUUACACAAUGUCCCAUCCAACAAGGAAACACCUUCAGGUACCAGUGGGUAGCCGGUAACGCCGGAACGCACUUUUGGCAUGCCCACACCGGUCUGCAAAAGAUGGACGGUUUGUAUGGCAGCAUCGUCAUCCGUCAACCACCUUCCAAAGACCCCAACAGCAACUUGUACGACUACGAUCUGACCACACACGUUAUGCUGCUUUCCGAUUGGAUGCACGAAGAUGCUGCCGAAAGAUUCCCAGGAAGAUUGGCCGUAAACACCGGCCAGGAUCCCGAGAGCUUGCUGAUCAACGGCAAAGGCCAGUUCAGAGACCCCAACACCGGUUUCAUGACCAACACCCCAUUGGAAGUGUUCACCAUGACCCCAGGCAACCGCUACCGAUUCCGUAUCAUCAACUCCUUCGCUUCUGUGUGUCCGGCUCAGCUGACCAUACAGGGACACGACCUAACUUUGAUCGCCACCGACGGAGAGCCCGUGCAUCCUGUAAAAGUCAACACCAUAAUUUCGUUCUCUGGUGAAAGGUAUGACUUCGUGAUAAACGCAGACCAAAACCCAGGAGCGUACUGGAUCCAACUUCGUGGGUUGGGAGAGUGCGGUAUCAGAAGAGUCCAACAAUUGGCCAUCUUGCGUUAUGCUAGAGGCCCAUACCAACCCUCCUCUCCUCCUCCAACCUACGACUUCGGUAUUCCACAAGGAGUUGUAUUGAACCCAUUGGAUGCAAGAUGUAAUGAGCAAAGAACCGACGCAAUCUGUGUCAAUCAAUUGAAGAACGCCAGGCACAUCGACGAAGGAAUCCUGCAACAGAAACCCGAUCUUAAGAUCUUCUUGCCCUUCAGAUUCCACCUUUACACUCCUGAAGAUCUAUUCAGGCCCAACACCUACAACAGACACUUGGUCGCACCAAAUGGUGACCACGUAAUUAGUUUAAUCGACGAAAUCUCAUACGUAUCCGCACCUUCUCCAUUACUCUCACAAUACGAUGAUAUUGAUCCAGAACAGUUUUGUAACGGAGAUAACAGACCGGCUAACUGUGGUGAUAACUGCAUGUGCACCCACAAAGUCGAUAUUCCUCUUAAUGCCAUAGUAGAAGUAGUACUAGUAGAUGAAGUCCAACAACCAAACUUAAGUCACCCCUUCCACUUGCACGGUUACGCCUUCAAUGUAAUAGGUAUCGGCAGAUCGCCCGACAGAAACGUGAAGAAAAUCAACUUGAAACACGCCCUCGACUUGGACAGACAGGGUCUCUUGCACAGACAGUACAAUUUGCCUCCCGGCAAAGAUACCAUUGCCGUACCAAACAACGGUUACGUUGUGCUGAGGUUCAGAGCUGACAAUCCCGGCUUCUGGCUCUUCCACUGUCACUUCUUGUUCCACAUCGUAAUCGGUAUGAAUCUGGUGCUGCAGGUCGGCACUCCUGCUGAUGUGCCACCAGUACCGCCAGGUUUCCCAACAUGCGGUAACCACAGGCCCGAAAUAUCGCUGGACAUUGAUAAUCAGUAUCCGAAGGAUUAAGGUUGAUGACUUGUGGUGUCUUUUGGGUGUUUGUAGAGGUUUAAGGUACAGAGAUUAUGCUAAAUCAUGUUCAGUAUUACUCUUCAAAAUUGCCGUCUCUCCUUGCAAACCGUUCCUUGUUUAACACAACAUUUUCCGUUCACUCUAGUCAUAUUUUUACAAGCACUUUGUAAAAGUCACGCAGCUCAACAGAUUUAGAUUUGAUGAAAGAAAGUUUUAAUUUCUCUGUAGAUUGGACCGGAAAUAAACUACAACUUCAAAGACACCUAACUUAAGUUACCUUUACCAAAUUUAUAUAAGAUUAUCAGAAAUUUAAUUUUUCGAUCUUGCCAUUUUUUACGAAAAAUCACAAUUCGAUUUACUACAAAUAAUUGUAAUUUAUAUUAUUUAUCUAUAAUGGUAUGUAAUCGCCAUAAUUAUUUAAGGUAAGUAUCUCCUACCUCCUCUUCCUAUUAACUUUUUUAAUAUUUUAAAGUUACCAAUUGGUGCUGACGCCAAUAUGAAAGGCUAUUGUACAUAAGCAACGUAUCUGGUAACUGCAGUUUAUUUUUAUUUAAAUUUUCUAUUCUAGAUUUUCUGUAGUUAUUGCAGUUUUCAGAUAUGUUAUAUAUUUUAUAAAAUUCAAUCAGUAUUUUUUCCUACCCUAUUUAGUUUUUGUAAAUCCUUUUCUUUUAGUAUUAUUUAAUAUAGAUUCCAAUAUCGAGUGUAUUUUGUACAGAUGUUAUAUUUUAUGUACUAUUUGGAUACGAAGGUGUUACCAUUAAUGUUUGGAUUAAUAGUUGGUUAUUUCAGAUUGUACUAGUCUUCAACAGUCUCUAAUAACUACAGUUACUGUUAUCUUUAAUGAAAAUGUAUGUAUUAUAUAUAAAAUAAAAAUGUUUUGUGUAUAUA
Molecule: messenger RNA, 3281 nt
Organism: Aethina tumida (small hive beetle)
Lineage: Eukaryota; Metazoa; Arthropoda; Insecta; Coleoptera; Nitidulidae
Gene: stw
Exons: 10
Coding region: 168-2390 (740 amino acids)
Biological process (GO): iron ion transport
Cellular component (GO): plasma membrane
Molecular function (GO): oxidoreductase activity; copper ion binding
Source: RefSeq, a predicted model, not a curated record